AUGAUUUCCUUUAAAAGUGUUCUUUGGUUAUUCAACAAUAUUCGUAUUCAACCAACAAAAUUUUUUGGAAUUUUGUUAAAUAAGAAUCCUAUUGAACGGCCAAAUAUUAAACAGCUUCUGAUAGAAGGUAAAGAGAUAUUCAAGUGUGUUUAUGAAAGUGAGGAAUUGUUGAAUGUAAGUUUUAGAAGUGGUAAUGGGUAUGAUAGUAGUCCAAGUAGUGAUGUAAGUAGUGAUGAGGGAGGUGAUGAUAAUGAUAAAAUAGUUAAAAAAUUUUUUAAAAAAUUCUUCAAGAAAGUUCCUAAAAGGAAAAAGUCCUCAACUAGUAUUAAUAGUAUUAAAAGUAAUAGUAGUAACAAAAGUAGCAAUUGCAGUAUUUAUAGUAAUAAUAGUAAUGACGGUGACGGUAAAUUCAGUAGUAAAUAUAGCAGUAAUACCAGUUACAAUAGUAGUGGUAGUAGUCGAAGCACACAACAAAAAUAUGUAUCACAUAAACUUGCACUUCAUAAAAGCACGAGAUUAAACAAACAUAUUCCUGAGAAUGUGAGUGAUUUUACUUUGCAAUAUAAUUUUGAGAUCAGAACAAGUCUUGAAGAACAUGUUAGGCAACUUCAUCCUGGUAAGAAUACCAAUGAAAAUAAGAUUGUCUUGGAAGAAUAUCAAGACAGCAAAAUACGCAUAGAAAUAACUAGUGAACUUGACAAUGCCUUUAAGUUGUAA
Entrophospora candida is the source of this 717-nucleotide messenger RNA. Lineage: Eukaryota; Fungi; Glomeromycota; Glomeromycetes; Entrophosporales; Entrophosporaceae. The record is from the annotation of a GenBank genome assembly.